Messenger RNA from Saccharomycodes ludwigii, 783 nucleotides. It is a transcript of the gene POL30, whose product is annotated as proliferating cell nuclear antigen. NCBI's taxonomy places the organism in Eukaryota, Fungi, Ascomycota, Saccharomycetes, Saccharomycodales, Saccharomycodaceae. Gene Ontology annotation, molecular function: DNA polymerase processivity factor activity; DNA binding. Gene Ontology annotation, cellular component: PCNA complex. Gene Ontology annotation, biological process: translesion synthesis; leading strand elongation; regulation of DNA replication. The transcript has a single exon. The record is from RefSeq and is a predicted model, not a curated record. The coding region runs from base 1 to 783 and encodes 260 amino acids.
AUGUUAGAAGCUAAAUUUACCGAAGCAUCCUUGUUGAAAAAAAUUAUUGAUUCCUUUAAAGACAGUGUUGAAUUAGUCAAUUUUGUAUGUGAUGAAAAUGGUAUUGAAGCCCAAGCAGUUGAUGAUUCUCGUGUUUUAUUAGUCGCCUUAAAAAUUGGAGCCGAUUUAUUUGAAGAAUAUAGAUGUGAUAGAGGUAUUACGUUGGGUCUUAAUUUAACGUCUUUAGCAAAAAUUUUGCGUUGUGGGAAUAAUACAGAUAAUCUAACUUUAAUUGCGGAAGAUGAACCGGAUUCCCUAUUAAUUCUUUUUGAAGAUGUUAAGAAGGAAAAAAUGUCAGAGUAUUCUUUGAAAUUAGUAAACAUUGAUGCCGAUAUGUUAAAAAUUGAUGAUAUGAAGUAUGAUUGUUUAGUUGAAAUGCCAAGCGUAGAGUUUGCCAAGACUGUGCGUGAUUUGAAUCAACUAAGUGAUUCUUUUACCGCUAUCGUGACCAAAGAUACUAUUAAAUUUGUUGCGGAUGGUGAAAUUGGGUCUGGUAGUGUUAUUUUAAAGCCAAAUGUUAAUUUAGACAAACCAGAGGAUAAAAUUGUCGUUGAACUAGAAAAACCGGUUGAUUUAACAUUCAGUUCCAAAUAUUUACUAGAUAUAGUUAAGGCCUCUGGGUUGAGCAUGGCUAUUACUCUAAAGUUAGCUGUUGAUGCACCAGCUUUGUUUGAAUUUAAACUAAAUAAUACAAAUGGAUUUCUAAGUUUCUUCUUGGCUCCUAAAUUCAAUGAUGAAGAAUAG